Olea europaea var. sylvestris is the source of this 1037-nucleotide messenger RNA. RefSeq names its product protein-L-isoaspartate O-methyltransferase 1-like. Gene Ontology annotation, biological process: protein modification process. Gene Ontology annotation, molecular function: protein-L-isoaspartate (D-aspartate) O-methyltransferase activity. The record is from RefSeq and is a predicted model, not a curated record. The coding region runs from base 198 to 887 and encodes 229 amino acids. Gene Ontology annotation, cellular component: cytoplasm. Lineage: Eukaryota; Viridiplantae; Streptophyta; Magnoliopsida; Lamiales; Oleaceae. The transcript has 4 exons.
AAGGAAAAAAUGCUUCCACGUAUACACAUUCCGCUCUCGGUAAUAGCGUAUAGUUGCCGCGACCUUUAUCAUUAUCGUAUCUACAUUCCCAUCACCAUCUCACGCCUUCUAUCUCUGCCCUCUACGUGACGGCUCCUUUACUUCGUUUUCCCCUCCCGAAUACUAACUUCGUCACGGGGAAUUCUCUCUUCUCUCGCAUGGAGCGAUUGUGGACUGGAAGUAGAAUCAAUAAGAACAAAAAAAUGGUAGAACAUUUGCAGAGUUCUGGAGUGAUUAGAUCGAAAAAGGUAGCUGAAGUAAUGGAAACUAUUGACAGGGCUUUGUUUGUGCCUGAGGAUGCCUCACCAUAUAUGGACAGUCCCAUGCAGAUAGGCUAUAAUGCCACUAUUUCUGCACCUCAUAUGCACGCCACAUGCCUCGAAUUGUUGGAAAACCAUUUGAAGCCUGGCAUGCAUUCUUUGGAUGUUGGUUCAGGAACGGGGUAUUUGACAGCAUGCUUUGCUAUCAUGGUUGGACCAGAAGGUCAUGCAGUUGGGGUGGAACAUAUUCCUGAAUUGGUUGAAUCAUCUCUUCAGAAUGUUCAGAAGAGUGCAGCAGCUCCGCUGUUAAAAGCAGGAUCCCUCGUGCUGCACACUGGUGAUGGUAGACUGGGCUGGCCUGAGCAUUCACCUUACGAUGCUAUUCAUGUUGGUGCUGCGGCACCAGAAAUUCCCCAAGCACUCAUUGAUCAGUUGAAGCCUGGCGGUAGGUUGGUGAUCCCGGUGGGUAACAUUUUCCAGGACUUGCAGGUUGUUGAUAAGAAUCCGGAUGGUUCAGUAAGCAUUCGAAGUGAGACUUCUGUUCGCUAUGUACCAUUGACAAGUCGAGAAGCUCAGUUACGGGGAUAAGGGUUGUAGUAUGAGUUUGGUAGGAAUCUGUGGUUCUGAACAUGUAAUAACAUAACUCCUAGUCGUCGUUCAUACGUCGUCUAUUUCAGUUUCUUGUACAGAGAAUGGUACACAGAUUUGCACACGAGUGUGAUUCAUUUGAUGGUUUUA